AUGACAAAGUCGCCGGAAAAGCUCAAAGUGUUCGUUGCCACCUGCCAACAAGAAAAAUUCCCUGCAAUUGUGCUUCCCUCCGCCAAGAUGGAGGACUUACAGCGCUUCAUUUUGAGUCAAUGGACUAUUUCCAAAAGUCCGUUUGCUAAACUCCCUCUCAAAGAGCACUACUACACGUUCAAAGGCCGAAUACUUCGUCUGGAUGGAACGCUGGAUGGCUACUAUAUCCUCAAUAACGACACCAUUUAUCUACGUUUCGCGUCGCUGGGGAAGAUUUGUGAUCCAUGGGCCAUGUCGACCAGCGAGCUACGCGUUGAGCUCAAAGCACGCAACGCGUAUGAGACCAACUCACAACCGGAACAAUUGAUGCAACGCUUGCAGACUUUGGUAAUGGAAGAAAGUCGUAUGCGUCGACUACAGCAAGCCACCAGAAAAGAAGAAAUCGAGCAAGUGCAGUCGAUCACGAAGGAGCUUGCACAAUUACACAAACAGCGCGUGAAACCCCGAAAUUAUCUGACACCGAGCGAGCAUCCGAUCGAGCGUCCAUUGUCACUUGCUAAGUGGCCAAUUACUCCUUGUGCGAAUCGCACUGUGUUUCUCUCCAUUGCGGAGCUGGAGAGAACAUUUCAACUUGUUCCUCGUGACGUUUUGGAACCUGCACUGUUCAUCUUCGACACCGAGCGGAAAUGGGUUUUCGAUAAACACAACACUCUACAGAAGCAGCACUUCGACUACCGAUACAUGUGCUUUGACCAAGAUUUUCUUGAAAUGUUGACGCUCAAGGAAGAAGCUGGUAUGGUCUUCUGGUUUCGGCCGCAAAAGAGCUACGAGAAACUGUCUGCAUUCCUCACAUCUAUCGAUGACCCCGUUGCUGGAGGCAAACGCUACCAGCCUCUGAUUCUGUUGGAGACUAGGUGGCUAACACUCUGCGGUUCAAAUGGCUGGGAGGGCAAGAUCCGGCGCGACGGACGCAAGCGCGACAUGGAGCGUGUGCCGAAGUUCACGAAAAGUGUUGCGCGUGUGGUGUCCAACCUGCAGUCCGGCAGCUUUGACUACGUGGCUGUGAAGGAACUACUCUAUCAGGCCAACCCUUCGUUGAUCUUUGCGCCCUUGUAG
Phytophthora infestans T30-4 is the source of this 1116-nucleotide messenger RNA. RefSeq lists its product as uncharacterized. NCBI's taxonomy places the organism in Eukaryota, Oomycota, Peronosporomycetes, Peronosporales, Peronosporaceae. Bases 1 to 1116 code for a protein of 371 amino acids. The record is from RefSeq and is a predicted model, not a curated record. The transcript is spliced from 6 exons.